This is a messenger RNA of Salvelinus namaycush (lake trout), 2210 nucleotides long. Its product is annotated as WSC domain-containing protein 2-like. Gene Ontology annotation, molecular function: sulfotransferase activity. The record is from RefSeq and is a predicted model, not a curated record. Lineage: Eukaryota; Metazoa; Chordata; Actinopteri; Salmoniformes; Salmonidae. The transcript is spliced from 8 exons. The coding region runs from base 1 to 1719 and encodes 572 amino acids.
AUGGCUAGGCCUUUGCUGAAGAUUCAGCGCUACUUCCGGAGGAAACCCGUGCGCUUCUUCUCCUUCAUCCUCCUCUACCUGACAGCCGGGAGCCUGGUGUUCCUGCACUCUGGCUUCGUAGGGGACAACUCCACAGGGGCCAAUGGGGGCCGGGACCCCCUGGUGGCGUCUGAGAUGGGGAACAGGGUGGCCUCCUCAGACGGCCGGCGGGUAGGGAUGAUGGGAAGGGUGUUCAAGGAGAACCGCAGACCCACCCCGAGGAGGUACGGCCCUCCAUGGAUGAAAGGAGCUGCUGGGAAGGACAGCCAUGACUGGAGGGCCCGGGGAGGAGACUACACAAGCAGCUGGAACCGUGCCCUCAAAGGACGCAACGCCAAAGAUCUGGAUGACGGACGGGCGAAUUACAUUGGCUGCUAUAUAGACAACACGGCGAAAAGAGCACUCAGGGGAGUGUCCUUUUUUGACUACAAGAAAAUGACGGUCUUCCGUUGCCAGGACAACUGUGCUGAAAGGGGCUACCUGUAUUCAGGCCUAGAGUUUGGGGCGGAGUGCUACUGUGGCCACAAGAUCCAGGCCCCCAAUGCAUCUGAGAGUGAAUGCAACAUGGAGUGUAAGGGCGAGAAGGGCAACCUGUGUGGAGGGGCCAACCGCCUGUCAAUCUACAGACUGGAGCUGAGCCAGGAGUCAGCGCGCCGCUAUGGGAGUGCCAUCUUUAAGGGGUGCUUCCACAGACCUGACAACGUCACCCUGGCCCUGCCCAUCAGCGCUGUCAUCCAGAACAUGUCAGUGGAGAAGUGUGUGGACUUUUGCACAGAGAAGGAGCUGUCCCUAGCGGUCCUGGCUGGAGACAGGUGUCUCUGUGGGUUCCCCACCCCCCACUUCUCCCUCCAUGAGAUGGAGGAUGAGGAAAUGUGCAUGCACCGCUGCCAUGGUGAAGAGUUUGAGAGCUGUGGGAAUGACAAGUACUUUGUGGUGUACCAGACACAGGUCCAAGAUAACCGUUGUAUGGACCGGCACUUCCUGCCCACGCGUUCCAAGCAGCUGAUGGCCCUGGCCAGCUUCCCCGGGGCUGGCAACACCUGGGCCCGCCACCUCAUAGAGCUGGCCACUGGCUUCUACACAGGCAGCUACUACUUUGAUGGCUCCCUCUACAACAAAGGCUUCAAAGGUGAGCGAGACCAUUGGCGGAGUGGUAGGAACGUCUGCAUUAAAACACAUGAGAGCGGCAAGAAGGAGAUUGAAGCCUUUGACGCCAGCAUCGUCAUGAUCCGCAACCCUUAUAAAGCCCUCAUGGCUGAGUUCAACCGCAAGUACGGCGGCCAUAUUGGAUUUGCCUCACAGGCCCACUGGAGAGGGAAAGAGUGGCCUGAGUUUGUGAAGAACUAUGCUCCUUGGUGGGCAUCCCACACGCUGGACUGGCUGCGUUAUGGGAGGAACAUCCACGUGGUCCACUUUGAAGAGCUGAAGAGGGAGCUGUUCUCCAAGCUCAAGGACAUGGUCCUGUUUCUGGGCCUGGAGGUGGCCGAGGACCGCCUGCUCUGUGUAGAGGGACAGAAGGAUGGCAACUUCAAGCGCUCUGGCCUGCGUAAGCUGGAGUAUGACCCGUACACACCCGAGAUGCGUGCUAGCAUUGACGAACUGGUCAUGACUGUAGACGCUGCCCUUAAGAAGAGGAACAUGGCCGGGGUGCCCAAGGAGUACCGACCAACUUCGAGAUGAUAUGAUCUCCUUUCCCUCUCCCUCUCUCUUUCUCAUUCUGUUCUUAUAUCCCUUCCCUUCGCACAUAUUGUUCUGGGAUUAAUGGCAUCCAUGUCCAAAAUGUCACAUGAACUGAAAAUCUAUGUGUAGGAAAUACAUUUGUAUUUAAAGUACUUCCCUAUUCCCCUCCACCUCUUUAUUUGUCUCCUUAGUUUGCACAUCCCUUUUUCUUUAUUAGUUUAACUGGCUGAUUAUGACAACAGCAUCAUAAUGUAUACUGCUUUAGAAAUGACAUUUAGCUACUUGGCUGAUGAAUAUGGAUUCAUUGGGGAACUCAAAUAAGGACCAAUGAGAAGCACUUCCCCCUCUAUGCACAUGUAUGUGUUGUGCACUAUGACUUAACAUUAAGGUACAGUAGCUGUGUUGGAAGCACAUCCAAGUACAUAAUGGUUGGAUUACUGUCAGCUGACCACAAGGAGCAAAUUCCUGUUCAUCUGAAAGUGAUGAUUAAA